AUGAAAAAGAACUAAAAUAAGUCAUGUUUACAGAUUAAUAAUAACUAAAAACUAAGUUCAUAUCUAAAUUAAGAAAACCGUCAAUUAAAUAUGAUUAUAAUAAAAAGAGAUUAAGCAGUAUUAUAAUUUGAAUAGAUUUAAGUUUUUGAAUUAGAUAGAAAAUUUAAAGAGGAAAACCUAAGAUGUAUAAUAUGUUCAGAUUAUUUCUAAAAAUUUACAUUAACAUUUUGUGGACAUUCCUUUUGUUAUUUGUGUAUUUUUGAACAUCUACUAAAGAGUCAUGUAUAUAUAUAUAUAUAUUUAUAUCCCAGAAAUGUCCUAGUUGUUUUACAACUAUAAAAGGGCUUUAAUUUAUUUAUUGUAAAACAAUUGAUGGUUUCAUAUAAUCUUAAGUAGUUAUAUCUUCUUAAAAAAAUAAUGAUUAAUACCUUUCUCGAAAAAAAGACUUAAAAGUAUGGAAAGCUAAAAAGAAAAUCUAGACUUUUAAUAUAGGUGAUUAAGUAGAUAUUUUGGAUACUGAACAUAUAUGGUGUGUUGGUAAAAUCUUGAACAUAAUAUAAAAAAAGAAAGAAAAUUAAAUCUUAGUACAUUAUGAAGGAUGGAAUAAAGUAUAUGAUGAAUGUAUAUCUAUUCAAUCACCAAGAUUAUCUCCUAAAGGACUAUUUACUAAUAGAAAAGGUAUAUAUUUAAUAAUAUUUUAUAAGACAUUCUAUUAUAUCAACCAAGCAUUAAUUAAAAUACAAUGUAAAAUUAUAUAAGAUAACUUGAACAUUAAUAAACACGAUAAACAGGUCUAUUAAAUUAUUUGUUCUUUUAACAAUAAAAUUAGAAUUAAAACUAUAUAAUGGCAAUUGAAUCUGCUGAUAGGAGCACUCUAUCAAAUUUAUUAUCAUUAGUAAUUUAUAUUAGAGAAAUGUCAAAUGAUCAAAAUUCAUGA
Messenger RNA from Paramecium primaurelia, 937 nucleotides. The record is from the annotation of a GenBank genome assembly. Lineage: Eukaryota; Ciliophora; Oligohymenophorea; Peniculida; Parameciidae.